This is a messenger RNA of Rosa chinensis, 5955 nucleotides long. RefSeq names its product disease resistance protein RUN1. The transcript has 10 exons. The record is from RefSeq and is a predicted model, not a curated record. Gene Ontology annotation, molecular function: ADP binding. The coding region runs from base 251 to 4072 and encodes 1273 amino acids. Gene Ontology annotation, biological process: signal transduction; defense response. NCBI's taxonomy places the organism in Eukaryota, Viridiplantae, Streptophyta, Magnoliopsida, Rosales, Rosaceae.
UUUUGAAUGAUUGAAAGAUAGUUCACCGAAAGUGCUGAGAAAUUUCCUCUGUGCUAGCUUUUUACUUUUGACUACUUUCCUGGAAAAUGUAUGCAUAGUUUUUUACUUGGUGUUCUUUCAUUCUGGUGAAGAAUAUAAGUUUAUUCAAAAUAGAUGAGCUAAGUUGCUGAGGGCAGAAAGAGAGCUGAAAAACUGAUUGGGAAGUGUCUAUUGAUAUAUUUACUCGUCCAAGUUCUAACCAGGCUAUAAUAUGGCUGCUGCUUCUUCUUGCUCUGCUAUCAUCCCUCGGAAGAAAUAUGAUGUAUUUCUUAGUUUCAGAGGCGAGGACACCCGGUAUACUUUUACCAGCCAUCUUUAUGAGGCUUUACGUCGGGCCAAAAUCCAAACUUACAUAGAUUACAAAUUGGAGAGAGGAGAUGAAAUCGCACCUGCCCUUCUCGAAGCAAUCAGUGAAUCGAAGCUUUCGGUUAUCAUUUUCUCCAAAAACUAUGCUUCUUCUGCAUGGUGCUUGGAUGAACUUGUGCACAUACUCAAAUGUAGAGAUCUCUAUAAACAGUUUGUUAUACCCAUCUUCUACGGGGUAGAUCCAUCAGCCGUACGCAAACAAUUUGGGAGUUAUGCAGAUGCAUUUGUUGAACAUGAGAAACGUUUCAAGGACCCAAUGGACAAGGUGCUCAGGUGGAGAGAGGCUUUGACAACAGCAGCCAAUAUAUCUGGGUUUGAUUCCCAAACAAUUUGGCCGGAGUCUGAUUUAGUUAAGAUUGUGGUCAAUGACAUUUUGGCGAAAUUGAAUUGCAAAUUGGAAAUCGCACGGGGUUUAGAGGGCCUGGUUGGAGUGGAAAAACACGUUCAACAAGUUGAACUUUUAUUAUGUCUCAACUCACUGGAUGUCCAGAUUGUAGGUAUUUGGGGUAUGGGUGGUAUCGGUAAGACCAACAUUGCUGAGGUUGUAUUUGCUCAUCUCUCUUCUCAAUUCGAAGCUUGCUGCUUCAUUGCAGAUGUUAGGGAAUCGGAGGCGAAACAUGGACUAAAUGGUUUGUGGAAUCAGAUUCUUCGUAAACUACUGGAGGAUGAAAAUCUAUGUAUGGCCACUUCAUCUCUUGUCCCAACUUUUGCAAGAGAGAGGCUUCGCAGUACAAAGGCCCUCAUUGUUCUUGAUGAUGUGAGUGAGUUUUCCCAAUUAGAACUUUUAGCUAGAGGUGAUUGCAAUCUGUUUGGCCCCGGAAGUAGAAUCCUUGUAACAACCAGAAAUAAACGCAUAUUUAGGAAUGGUGUUGAUAAUGAUAAGAUAUAUGAGGUUAAGGAAUUAGCCUAUGAUGAAGCUCUUGAGCUCUUUCAUUUGACAGCUUUUAGAAAUAAGUCUCCCCCGGGUGAUUAUACAACUUUUGCAAAAGAGGUGGUAGAUUAUGCUGGAGGCAAUCCAUUGGCUCUUGCAAUCUUGGGCUCCGUAAUAUUCUGUCAUUGCAAGAGCAAAGAAGACUGGGAAAAUGCAUUACGUAAAUUGAAAAAAUAUCCUAACGAAAGAAUCCAGAAUGUAUUGAGAUUCAGUUAUGAUGGAUUAGAAAAAAAUGAGAGGGAGAUAUUUCUCGAUAUCGCCUGUUAUCACAAAGGGAAGCGUAUUGAUGAGGCAAAAAGAAUUUUAGAUGAAUGUUUUUGUGCCGAAGAAGGAGUAAAAAUUCUCGUUGAUUUGUCUCUCAUAUCCGUAAGUGAACGUUCAACACUUCAGAUGCAUGAUUUGAUACAAGAAAUGGGUCGGGAAAUUGUUAAAAAUUCUGAAAAACGCAGUAGAUUGUGGCUUCCAAGUGAUGUUCGUCGUGCAUUGACAAAUAAUACGGGUACUGAAGACAUUGAGUGCAUGGCCAUGAAUAUGGAUCUCAUUAAAGAUUCAUAUGUGAAUGUUGCAUCCUUCGAAAAGAUGGAUAAGCUAAGAUUACUAGAUCUAUACUGUACCCGGGGUGUCAACAAAUUGCACCUUCCUCCAGGUUUCGAGUUUCUCCCUGAGGCCCUUAAAUAUCUGAGAUGGCAUUUCUAUCCUUUGACAUCUCUGCCGUCGAGGUUUUCUUCAGAAAAUCUUGUCGAGCUUCAUAUGCGCGUCAGCCGACUUGAGCAACUUUGGAAUAAAGGCGUGCAGAUCAAUCUUGGGAGCAUAAAACGUAUCGAUCUUAGUUACUCCGAGCACCUGGCUGAUGUUUCAGCUCUGAUUGAGAGUCCAAAUCUCGAGAGAAUUCUCCUUGGGGGUUGUAAAAGUUUGGUUCAACUUCCUUCAUCGUUUCAGAAUCUUGCCAAGCUUACUUUUCUUAGUCUGAAUGGUUGCUCCAAUCUCAAAAUUCUCCCAGAGAUGCCAGGCAAUCUGGAAGUCUUAGGGUUGCGAGGGACUGCAAUAGAAGAAUUGCCUUCAUCAAUUUGGUCUCUCGAGAAGCUUCAUCGUUUGACACUUAACACGUGUGAAGAGCUUAAGAGUCUUCCAAGCAGCACUUGUAGGUUGAAUUCGCUCCCAAUUCUUCAUCUACUUGGCUGCCGCUCUCUUGAGUCUUUGCCUGUCGAGCUACCUUCUGCGCUGAAGGAAUUGUACUUGAGCGAUUGUGAGAGUCUUGGGUCUUUGCCUGCCCAGCUACCUUCUGGGCUGAAGGAACUGAAGUUGAGAAAUUGCAAGAGUCUUGGGUCUUUGCCUGUCGAGCUACCUUCUGGGCUGAAGAGACUGGAGUUGAUCUCUUGCAAGAGUCUUGGGUCUUUGCCUGUCGAGCUACCUUCUGGGCUGAAGGAACUGAAGUUGAUCAGUUGCAAGAGUCUUGGGUCUUUGCCUGUCGAGCUACCUUCUGGGCUGAAGGAACUGAAGUUGAUCAUUUGCAAGAGUCUUGGGUCUUUGCCUGUCGAGCUACCUUCUGGGCUGAAGGAACUGCAGUUGAUCUCUUGCAACAGUCUUGGGUCUUUGCCUGUCGAGCUACCUUCUGGGCUGGAGUACCUGGACUUGAGCCAUUGUGAGAGUCUUGAGUCUUUGCCUGUCGAGCUACCUUCUGGGCUGAAGGAACUGAAGUUGAUCUAUUGCAAGAGUCUUGGGUCUUUGCCUGUCGAGCUACCUUCUGGGCUGAAGGAACUGAAGUUGAUCAAUUGCAAGAGUCUUGGGUCUUUACCGAAGCUGCCAUGGCUUCUAGAACUGGUUAAUGCACAUGGCUGCACGUCACUAGAGACAGUCUCAAGUCCGAUGAGGACUGCACCCAUACAAGGUAGGGAUCAAUAUGUCAACCAUUCUCAAGAAUUCGAGGAACUUUCAUUUAUGAAUUGCGUGAAAUUGGAUCAGAGUGCACGGAGCAACAUAAUGGCUGAUGCACAGCUUAGAGUUAUGCGAUUUGCAACUGCAUCACGUCUCCCCAAUAAUAAACCCAGUACGACUAAUAUUGUUUGUCCGGGAAAUGAAAUUCCAAAGUGGAUGAGGUAUCAAAGUGAGGGAUGUUCGAUAAAUAUCAAGCUUCCUCCUCAUUGGUUUCGUCAAGGCUUCAUCGGUUACGCUCUAUGCAUUGUGGUUGCUUUCAACAACUAUACGCCACCAUCGGAUAUUGAAAAUUAUUCCUUCUUUGAUUGGGAAACCCAUCACAAAACUAACAAUAGUCACGAAGUUUGUUGCGAAGGCCUCGUUAUAUGCCUACCAGCUAUUCUCAUCAAUUCAGAUCAUGUGUUCGUGUGGUAUUUCUGCCCUGAAUUUGUUCGAUUAGAAAGUGCAAUCAAUCGUGAGGAUUGGGUAAAAGCAUCCGAGGCCUCUUUUGACUUCAAGUUCUACGAAGAUAGUAUUUACACCCCAAAAGAAGGAAAUCUCUCUGACCCCUCCACUGUGAGGGUGAAAAGGUGUGGAGUCUCCUUGUUGUAUGCCCAAGAGAUUGAAAAAUUACUUGGAGGCAUUGAUGAAGAUGAAGUUAUGGAACCAAAACAAGCAGUAGAAGAAGAAGAUAUCAUCAUCAAAACUAAGAGACGGCGGGACGAGUCUGAACUCAGUGGAAGUGGAACUGCAAGCUUCAAAGGAGACUAUAACGACCUACUACCUCCCCAGAGUAGUAAAAGGAAAAUCAACGUCAUGUGAAAUAUUCACGUUCAUAUGCCAUUUUAUGUGUCACAAGCGACAGGCUUGAGAUCGUUGGAAGGAAUCAAAGCCAACUCACCGGAAAGGUGUUUGACGUAACACCUGAGAUAACGGAGUUAAGGAGAAAUAAGAGUGAGGAGGCCAGCUGUAAAGUCUGACUCUGGCUCUGCUGCGACUUUGACAAGGGUGCCAACUUAAUCCCAUUCCAGAAGUACACUGGGACCGGAUCAAAUUGCCAAGCACCAAACAAUCCUGGUUUACCACAAGUCUGAACCUCAAGGAAUGUGAGAUGUUGUGUAUGAAGAACUGCUCCUGUACAGAUUAUGCAAAUUCUAAUAUCAGGGAAGGAAGAAGUGGGUGCUUGCUGUGGUUAGGUGAUCUGAUUGACGUAAGAAAUUUAACUGAGAAAGAGAAUGGGCAAGAUAUCCAUAUAAGAUUUGCUGCAUCAGAACAAGAUAAUGAAGAGACUAGUACCAGAAUCAAUGCUAAACCUGCUAAAUCCAAUGUGAAGAAAGUGAGAAUGAUAGCUAGCACUCUUGUUUUAUCUACUGGGUGUAGCUCUGCUCUUUUAUGUUUGGAAGAAAGAUGCAGGAAAACAGAGCCACAGCCACAAGGAAAAUCUGGAAUUACCAUUGUUUGACUUGGCUACUGUUGUUAAUGUAAUAAACUAGGAGAAGGUGGCUUCGGAUAUGUCUUUAAGGUAAAAGCUGACAAUCAUGUCCACUUGAUACAUGUAGUUUUGGUUUUAACCUGGACUGAUGGAUAAUUGUACUACAUAGUGCAAGUAAAUUGUGAAGACUACCCGAGCAUAAAUUUUAGUCACAAUAUACAUGAACUGAUAGCACAGGAAUCUAGCCAAGCUUCUAAGGUGCUGCUUUCAACAAGAUGAAAUGAUACUGAUCUACAAAUGCAUUCCCAACAAAAGGUUGGACUUCUUUAUUUUCGGUAUCACUGAGAACUUUAUAUUGGUUUUAUUGGUCCAUAUGGUUACGUGUCCCCAGAAUACACAAUUGAUGGGUUCUACUUGAUAAAAUCCAAUGUCUAAAGCUAUGGAGUUUUGGUGUUAGAGAUAGAGAGUGGGAAGAGAAACCGAGGAUUCCCACAUCCAGGCCACAAUCGCAACCUUUUUGGACAUGUGAGCUACAACUGUCAACUUGAAAGAAAUGUAUUGCUGCUUGAUUCUUCUUCUACAACUGUCAACUUGAAAGAAAUGUAUUGCUGCUUGAUUCUUCUUCUUCUUCUUCUAUAUAUUCAGUAAAAGUGAAUGUUUUCUUCUUUCAAGCAUGGAAGCUGUUCAUAGAAGGCAUGUCCAUUGAACUUCUUGAUCCAUCGGUGGAGGACUCUAUCACUCUACAUGAAGUUGUGCGACCGAUUCAUGUAGGUCUUUUAUGUGUGCAACAAAAACCACAAGAUAGGCCGAGUAUGCCAGCUGCUGUUCUAAUAUUGAGUGGUGAAGGUGCAUUGCCUCAACCUCAGAAGCCUGGAAUUUGACAGAACUUGAAGAUUCUACAGAUGAGGCUACAGAAUGUUCAGCUAAUGAACUCACUGUUACACUAGUGAGGGCACAAUGAAUGUUGAUAUCAUGUUGAGUAUUCUCUUCCCUUCAUCCCCUUGCCUUCCUCUGAUAUGAGUCGGGGCUCAUUUGAAAGAUGAGUUACAAGCACAAACUUUUGUUAACACUUUAGGCCUAGUUAAUUAUCAACUUCUCAUUGGCACCAAUUUGAGUCUGAAUUAACCACUGGGUUGAACCAGCUAACUCUUAGUAAAUGACACUGUAAAACUGUAUAUGGAUGCCUAACCAGCCAUUUCAAUUGAAACUUCGACUGCUACUCUUAUAUCCCAAAAGCUACACUUACUACAAUACAUUUUCUACAACUUAUUUA